Molecule: messenger RNA, 1440 nt
Organism: Plasmodium vinckei vinckei
Lineage: Eukaryota; Apicomplexa; Aconoidasida; Haemosporida; Plasmodiidae
Product: conserved Plasmodium protein, unknown function
Exons: 1
Coding region: 1-1440 (479 amino acids)
Biological process (GO): ubiquitin-dependent protein catabolic process
Cellular component (GO): nucleus
Molecular function (GO): ubiquitin protein ligase binding; ubiquitin binding; metallopeptidase activity
Source: RefSeq, a predicted model, not a curated record
AUGAGAAUAAAAUGUGAAUGUUUAAGAAUAAGAAGAACACCAUAUUUUAGUAUAUUAAAUAAAAAAAAUGAAAAUGUAGCCAAAAAUAAAUUUAUUAAUAAUGAUACAAAAAAUAAUACUAAAAAUAUAAUUAAUCAAAAUGAUAAUAAAAAAGAAAGCAAGUUUAUUCAGUAUGAAAAUGAUAAAAAAAUAUCCAUUGACCCUUUGUUUGAUUCAGUUUGUAAGAAUGUAAGUGUUAGUGAAGCCUGCUUAUAUAACAUGCAAGGGUUUUUUAAUAAAAUCAAUUUUAAUAAUGAAAAUAAUAAAUUAUUUUGUGGAAUAUUAUAUGGAAAAUAUGAAAAUGAUAAUUCAGUAAAAAUUGAAAAUGUAUUUUUUUCCAUAAACAGUUCUCAGCAUGAUUAUAAUGUAGAUUAUCUUUUAAAUAGUAAUGAUCGAAAAAAAAUGGACACGCUAGCAAAAUUAUUAAAUUUACAAGUUGUUGGUUUUUUUUAUGCUUAUCCAGAUAUUGGUGUAGACUUAAAUGAAGCUAAUCAAAAAAAAAAAAAUUUUAUAAAUUUAAAUAAAAAAAUUAAAACCCUAAAUCAUGAUGAAAACGAAAUAUUUAUACCAAUGGGAGGAAAAGAAGUUUUUUUAGCAUUGAAAGUUAUGAAGCAAGUUCUAACCGAAUUGGGCACAAAAAAUAAAAAAGUCGAAAUAGCAAAUAGAGAAGGAAAACAAAAUAAUGACAACGAUCAUUUUUUACAUACAAUAAAUAAUAAAGACAUCAAAAAAGGUCUUGAACAAAUUAAUAAUGGUGAAAAUAAAGGAAAAAAAAAAAAAAAAAAAUAUAAUGAAAACUUAAAACCAUUUAUUAUUUUAUCUGUUGGUAUGAAUACAAAAUCAAAAGGAAUUAUUGUUGAAGCAUAUGAAAUUAAUAAUGAUUUAAUAAAACUAAUAAACAAUGAUAUGAUUAAAGAUAUAGAAAAACAAAAUACCAUAUUACAAUUUGAAAAAAAAAAUAAUGCAAAGGAACAAAAAAUAAAAAGCUUUGAUAGUGAAAUAGAUCUUAUGAACGAACUAUAUUUAAAAUGUAAAGAUAAUAUUUUUAUUAAAAAAAUCGAAAUAAAAAAAGUAGACAUUUUAUUUUGUGUAAAUAAUGUUCCUAUUUUUUCUCAUAAAAGUAGUUAUAACUAUUUUUUCCCAUAUCCAAAUAAUUCGAAUUAUUAUAACAUUCUUCAAAAAUUUAAUUACACAAUAAAAUCAUUAAAAAAUAAAACUGACAUUGUAAAUCUUUUUAAAGAUUUUAAUUUCCUUUUUUUCUUAACAAAUAUUUUUUCAAUCCAAGAUGAUUUACCUUAUAUUUGCAAAGCCAUAAAUAAUGCAAAUAAUUCAUUAAGCAUACCAGAUCAGUAUAUACAAAUUUUAAAAAACCUGUCUAAAAAUACAAACUUUCUUAUUUGA